AUGGCGGAUCAACACGACUACCGUUCUGCCCCGACUCACGAGAUCUCGAAGCGCACGAAUGGCAAGUCGAGCGAGUACAAGAAGCCCCACGCCGACACCGCCGAGUAUGAGCGAAUGUACAAGGAGUCGAUCGAGCAGCCCAGUGUCUUUUGGGACAAGGCGAGUCUUUCUCUCUCCAUAGUUCCCUUAUCCGGGGUGAUGUCGUCUUUGUGUUCGCGUCCCAAUGUCCCCCUCUUCGUCGAGCUCUGCUCCCUCCCGAUGACUCUCCACGAGGGGGAAGGACGGGAGCGCUCGCUGGUGGGAGGGGCGAGAAGCGGCGCUUCCGAUUCUCAACGCAUCGCGUUUGUCAUGGCUUGGGGUGGCCUUUUCGAGCUGGAUUUUUAGGGUCUAGUUGCUUCUAGUUGUAGCAUAUCCGCUUCCUGACUUUGUCGAGCUAGGGGUGAUAGGUGCUACAGCUCAGCGGGAUCCCGGGUUCCUACCGCUGCCCCGCACUCGGGAUCGACUGCGUUCCGCGUUCCAGAUAUCCUUUUCCGACCUGCGGAACCUUUUUCGGCGGCUUUAGGAUUCUUCAUCAUACUCUCGAGUAUCUUGAGCCAUAAUGCUAACUUUUCACCUCGUUCAUGACCUCAGAUGGCCAAGAAGCAUCUGUACUGGCACCGUCCUUACUCGACCGUCAUGGCCGGCUCGUUCGAGGCCGGUGACGUGCAGUGGUUCCCCGAAGGCGGUUUGAACGUCUCCUACAACUGUGUCGAUCGAUGGGCCUACAAGCACCCCGACAAGGUCAGUUACACCAGUGUCUAGGUGAUCUUGCGAACUCCCGAGCCGGCCGCUGACCCUCGCGUACCCAUGCUCUCCGCCCCAUGUCCCUCCAUCAUGUCCCUCUAGACCGCAAUUAUCUGGGAAGCCGAUGAGCCCGGAGAACACGUCGAGCUCACCUACUCGCAGCUCCUCCAAGAGGUGUGCCGGACGGCCAACAUCUUGAAAAACAUGGGUGUCAAGAAGGGCGAUGUACGUUUCCGAAAGAUCAUUCUGUCCGCUCAGCUCUGCCGUCGCGCCCGAGCUAACGAACUUUUGGUGCUUUAACCUCUCCAGACCGUUGCCAUUUACUUGCCUAUGUAAGUACUACGGGUUUUGAUACUAAUCGGAGCCAAAAUGCGCGGUUUGCUGAUCUUCGGCGUUGAUUCGUCCAACGAACAGGGUCCCCGAGGCUGCCAUCGCUUUCCUUGCUUGCGCCCGUCUCGGUGCCGUCCACUCCGUCGUCUUUGCCGGUUUCUCGGCCGAAUCUCUCCGUGACCGUGUGCAGGACGCUAAAUCACGCGUCGUUAUUACGACCGAUGAAGGCAAGCGUGGAGGCAAGACGAUCGCGACCAAGUCGAUCGUCGACGCCGCGCUGAGCGAGUGCCCCGACGUCGAGCACGUCCUCGUGCUCAAGCGAACCGGUGGCAAGGUCAAGUGGACCGAGGGCCGCGAUGUUUGGUGGCACGAGGCCAAGGAGACCGUCCAGCCCUACUGCUCGCCCGAGAUCGUCAACUCCGAGGACCCCCUCUUCAUCCUCUACACUUCCGGUUCCACCGGCAAGGUAAGUUGUUUUCGAUCCACCCGCGUUCACACGCUGCGAUAAGGUACUAACCAAAGCGUUUUAUCGCCAAUGUCACACAGCCCAAAGGUGUUGUCCACUCGAGCGCUGGCUACCUCCUCGGCGCCUUCAUGACGCUUAAGUACGUGUUCGAUGUCCACCCCGACGACAAGUACGCCUGCAUGGCCGACGUCGGUUGGAUCACGGGCCACACCUACAUCGUCUACGGCCCCCUCGCCAACGGUGUCACGACGAUCAUCUUCGAGUCGACGCCCGUCUACCCUACCCCUUCGCGAUUCUGGGAGGUCGUUGCCAAGCACAAGCUCACGCAGUUCUACACCGCCCCGACCGCCAUCCGUUUGUUGCGCCGCUUGGGCGAGAAGCACGUCGAGGGCCACGAUCUCAGUUCGUUGCGCACGAUCGGUUCGGUGGGAGAACCCAUCAAUCCCGAGGCGUGGGAAUGGUACCACGAGCACGUCGGCAAGAAGGAGUGCCAAGUCGUCGACACGUACUGGCAGACUGAGACGGGAUCGAUCAUAAUCACGUGAGUCUGAAUAGGUCUGAUCUUCUUUAGUUGCCAGAGCUGUCGCUGACCUCCCUCGAAUGCGUACUCUGCAGUCCCUUGCCCGGAGCCACCAAGACCAAGCCCGGAUCCGCAACUCUUCCCUUUUUCGGUAUCAAACCCGUCUUGCUCGACCCCACUACGGGCAAGGUAGUCGAAGGCAACGAAAAGGAAGGUGUGCUCGCCAUUGCACAGCCGUGGCCUUCGAUCGCCCGCACGGUCUACGGCGACCACAAGCGAUAUCUCGAGACAUACCUCAAGCCUUACCCCGGCUACUACUUUACGGGCGAUGGUGCUGGACGUGACCACGAUGGCUACUACUGGAUUCGAGGCCGAGUCGAUGACGUCAUCAACGUUUCGGGCCAUCGUCUCUCCACCGCCGAGAUCGAGUCAGCUUUGAUCCAACACCCCGGUGUCGCCGAGGCCGCUGUGGUCGGUAUCCCCGACGAGGUCACGGGUCAAUCAAUCGUCGCUUACGUGACGAUGAAGCCCGACUUCAACAUGAACGACACCGACGAGGCGUCCCUGUCCAAGGAGCUCGUCCUUCAGGUCCGAAAAUCGAUCGGACCCUUCUCGGCACCGAAGCAUUUGAUCCUCUUGGGCGACCUGCCCAAGACCCGAUCCGGAAAGGUAAACUUUCUGACUGUCUGAAAUUCCUGAUAUGCUGUGAUCUGUCCGCUGACCUUGCUCGCUCCUUUGCACUCCUUCCCUAAUUCAGAUCAUGCGCCGCAUCUUGCGCAAGGUCGCCGCCGGCGAGGCCGACCAGCUCGGCGACUUGUCGACCCUGGCCGAGCCCGAAGUCGUUGAGACAAUCAAGACAAAGACUGCUUCUUCACUCAAGAAGUAA
Molecule: messenger RNA, 2985 nt
Organism: Microbotryum saponariae
Lineage: Eukaryota; Fungi; Basidiomycota; Microbotryomycetes; Microbotryales; Microbotryaceae
Source: the annotation of a GenBank genome assembly